AUGGCCCCUGAACAGUUGAAAAAUAGUUGGACUUCGAUGUGUGACAAACACGAAGAAAAAAUUUUUAUAAUCUUAUUGGUAGCUUCGUUGUCUCUGAAACCUCGUAUCCUUGUGACGAACUUUAUUUUUUGUUUGCUCGAUGUCACCUCAAAACAAGGUAUCAUACUGGUGGUGACCAUUCAGCCGGGAACCAAACAGGAUCGUGGAUCUUCGAGCGACCGGGCGCCCAGAAACGUCACCACGGUCGACACUCUCAUGGAUCUCGUGAGAAACAUGUUCCCUCCCAACCUCGUCGAGGCUUGCAUCGCCCAACACCAAACCAAGAUCGUGAUGGGACCCGGCAGUAAUUACGACGACAAGUACACCUGGAAAAUCGUGCCGUCGACGGAAUCGGGUACCAACAUCCUCGGUCUCGUUGUCUUUUCCACCGUAUUGGGAAUAACCCUCGGUAAAAUGGGAGGCAACGGAAAACCACUGCUCAGUUUCUUCGAGGCCCUGUCUACUGCCAUGAUGAUCAUCACUAACUGGGUCGUUUGGUUGUCGCCGAUUGGUGUCAUGUUCCUGGUGGCCUCCAAGAUCGUCGAAAUGGACUCCCUGGGCGACGUGGUCCAGCAACUGGGCAUGUACUUUAUGACCGUGAUAAUAGGCCUGUGCAUCCACGGUUUUCUGGUCCUACCCUCGAUAUACUUCAUAUUCACGCGCAAGAAUCCCUUCACUUACAUCUCCAACAUGGCCCAGGCAAUGGCCACGGCUUUUGGCACCUCCUCGAGCUCGGCAACCCUGCCCGUGGCCAUAGCUUGUCUCGAGGAUCGGAACGGCGUGGAUCCGCGCGUCACGCGUUUCGUCAUGCCCAUCGGAGCCACGAUCAAUAUGGACGGCACUGCCCUCUACGAGGCUGUCGCGGCCAUCUUCAUAGCCCAAGUUCGCCACACGGUCCUCAGCUUCGGACAAUUGGUUGCCAUCAGUAUUACCGCAACCGCGGCGAGUAUCGGUGCUGCCGGUAUCCCUCAAGCCGGCCUGGUCACGAUGGUCAUGGUGCUGGACACCGUUGGACUUCCAUCUGGGGAUAUUUCUUUGAUCCUUGCCAUCGAUUGGCUGCUGGACCGGUGCAGAACGACUGUCAACGUAGUGGGCGACUCGUUGGGCGCCGGUAUCGUCAACCACCUCAGUAGAAACGAGCUCGCGGCGCUUCCGCAUCACACCGGCCAGAGCCAGAGCCAGAACGGCGGAGGAGGCGACAACAACCACGCAACGUCGAUAUGAGACGAUGCCCCCACGGAGCUGUAAACUAAAUCCGAGAACUACAGCUGCGGGAAAAAAAAUUAUAAGUGUCGAGCGAGAGAUAACUCGAGCAAAAUAUAUAUAUAUAUAUAUACACAUAUAUAUUAUUACCUACAAAUAGGAGCGUGUCAAGCGCGCGCGUUUUGUUGCUGCGGAACUUUGUAUUGGGUGUUGGAGAAGAGAGGCGGUUUCCACUUGUGAGAAAUCGGCGAGUCAUUGUUUUAGAGAAGAAAAAAAGGGACGAUUUUUCGUAUUAUAAAAAUACAGCUGUUUUUUGUUUUGUUUCAUUGUAGAUGUACACCAUGGUAAUUCAAUUGCAGGGUUUUUGUUGCCUAUAGAUUUUUUUUUUUCAACUAUACUAAGAAAAACAGUAUACAUGUGUUAUAGAGACAAUACGUAAAAUAUAAAUAUAUAAUCCCGAGCGAGUCAGUUUGGGGAAGUUAACCAAGUAUGCCAAAUAAAGAAUGAGCAACAAAAAAAAAUGAUGCCAACGCACCAUUGAAGGUGCAUUUCCCGAAUACGCUUUUACAAUUUGUUUCGUGCCAUAUAUACAUAUAAAACCUGUACAUCGUUCGCACAUUGUUGAUUGAUUUUGAAUAUUUUUCGAGUUAUUUAUACAUUGUUCAAAUUAAUUUAACACAAUUUAUUCUAGUUAAGUAUGCAUAAUUUAUUUUACUUACAAAUCGACAACGAUCGGAGACUUUAAAAAUAUUAUCAUCAACAUAUAGUGUAAAUAACAGUUUGAUUAGACGGAUUUAUUAAAAUUGCUUAACAAAAAAAAAAAAAAGAUUUUAUUUUCCAAUAAUCGGUACAUCAUGAAAAUAUUUCACUAGUUUGUGAUGUAUAAAAAGUGGAAUCUUUUUUUUUUUAAUUCUAGUUUAACAAUAAUAUUUAUCAAAAAAUGAGCGUUUCAAAGUCUUUUUCUUCAAAUAUAUUAUUUCGUUUCCAAUUAAUCGUCUAAGUGUUCUAGCCACAAUAUGCUUACAUAAAAUGUGUUUUUUUUCUUCCCAAAUGGAAUUGCGCGUAUACCUUACAAACAAACAAAAUGUCGAGUUGAUAAUAGUAUGUACACGUGCAUGAACCAAACCUGAUUAGUAACAUCAAGAAUUGAUUACUAAAAUUAAACGCAAAAAUAUCACGAGCAUGCAUUGCAGCCGUGCUGUGUAAAAUAUGCAAAUAUGUGUGUAUUGUACAUAUAUAUAGACAAAUACACGCGUAGUUUAAUUAAUGAGCGUUUUAUUACGGUAAACGAGUAUACAUAAAUAUAUUUAUUAAUUAUUACCAUUAGCUAACUAGUAGUAACUUCGAAUCUGUAGGCUAUCGCAUUUUUAUAAUAUUAAUUUUAUCGCAUUACCAAACUAAACCUUGUAAUGCGUAAAAACAAUGAUUAAAAAGUCAAAAUUAGUGAACAAGUGCAAAGUUCAUCUUGCAGUAUAAAAAAGGCAUCAAGAGAAACAUAAAAUAGUAUAAUAUAAUCAAAAAAAUUUCGUUUCAAGUAAGUGUAAUUUUAUAAUAAUAUUCAAACAAGUAGUUUCAAAUUUUUUUGCUUGAAAAAAAAACUUGAUCAUUUAACCUUAAAUGUUGAAUAAUCAUAAUAUAUAUUAGACAUGCGAUUUUAACUAGUUAAAAAAAAUAGUAAGCAACGUAUAAACGUUGAUUGCUGCAUGAAAAACACGUAAAACAACAUGUUUAUGGAAAAUUAAUGAAAAAGUAUUGACAAAUAGCAGUAAAAAAUUAUAAAUAAUUUUACA
Copidosoma floridanum is the source of this 3032-nucleotide messenger RNA. RefSeq names its product excitatory amino acid transporter 1. Gene Ontology annotation, biological process: L-glutamate transmembrane transport. The record is from RefSeq and is a predicted model, not a curated record. Gene Ontology annotation, molecular function: neutral L-amino acid transmembrane transporter activity; L-glutamate transmembrane transporter activity; glutamate:sodium symporter activity. Lineage: Eukaryota; Metazoa; Arthropoda; Insecta; Hymenoptera; Encyrtidae. Gene Ontology annotation, cellular component: plasma membrane.